UGAGUUGAGUGUUUCUCGCUGACUAGGACUUGUUAAAUUUUGAAUAGUGAUUCCAAAAAUCAAUGCCACAUACUCUCGUACAAGCGCGCUGUUUUAUUACACACUUUAUUUGAAAAAUGUAUAAUUUUACCGAAGCGGUAGUGGCGUGCAAUGGCUCGACAGCAGUGAUUGAAUGCGGAGAGGAUACUUCAAGUGAUGGCAGCGUCUUUGACCAGUACAUAGACGUGCUGUGGACCGUUGUCUGCAUCCUGGCCCUGUCGAAGCUGACACAGUUUUCGGAAUGGUAUUUCAACCGGCGUUUGGUCAAGCAAAUAAACUACAACGACAUCUGCUCCAUGAAUCGUGAAUGGGAGCAGACACUUCAGCUGCAGGAGGACGACAAGCGAAAGCUGUUCGAAGAAGUGAGGAUGCUCACCGAGAAGAACCUCAAUCUGGAGCGAAUGAUAAAGGAUGUGCGCGAUUGCAACAUUCACUUGAUCACCGAGAACUUUAUGCGCACUGUGCUACAGGAACAGAAGCAACAGUCAGCUCAGCCGAAUAUAUACAUCACCAACAGCUACUUUCACCUCACACGUCAGGUGUUCAUCAACGAUUCAUGUGUGGACUUUAACGUUCGCAGUGCCGGCGGUGGCAAGGAUCUCAAGUCCGUAGAAGCAAAUGAAGAGGGACUGAAUAUCUGGAUGCAGUACCUGAAGAUGCGCAAGUGCUACAUGGGCCCCAUUGCCGAUCCGAAUUUAGUAGCCCCCAGGAGACCCGAGCCCAUUGUUAUGACCACUGAGCAGUUGGCCAAGUUACAAGGCAUAAUGUAGUUGCUUUUAGCUUUGUUGCCCUAAACAAUGUAUGAUUAUGUUGUGUUAAUCACUGGAAACAGUCAUAAAAUUAUUAAAAACCUCCAUAAAAAAUAAUUAACUUUUGGUAUAGCCUAUUGAAGCUAUCUGUUAUAAAAGAAUUUUAAAAUGAUUAUUACACACUUAUAUACAUAUUUGGAUGUUGAAUGAAUCAAAUUGGCAAACGCGAUUAAUAUCGAAUACGCUAUUAACAACUCUGGUCACGAAAAUACCGAUCCUGGGCGAAGAUCAGAUCAGAAUACAGAAAAUUAUCAGAUGAUUGGCGUCUUUGACCAAUUACCGCAUUAGCUAAAAUAUAAAUAAAUACAUUUCAAAAUUUACCGUACAACGCUUAAGAAUAAACAAUUUUAGCUUUAUUUAAA
Molecule: messenger RNA, 1210 nt
Organism: Drosophila yakuba
Lineage: Eukaryota; Metazoa; Arthropoda; Insecta; Diptera; Drosophilidae
Exons: 3
Coding region: 117-809 (230 amino acids)
Source: RefSeq, a predicted model, not a curated record